CCUAUGCAAUUCUUGGAUGAAUUACCAUUACUUAUAAACUGGUUUAUACAAGUUCUUACAGUUAAUCAAUGGAUAUUAACAGUUUGCUGAAGACAGUUUAUUUAAGAUAUACAACGUACAAAAACAUAUGACUGUAGUUGUCAAAGAAGCCUAACCUAAAAAUGGCAAAUCAAAACAACAGUAAAAUGCAGUUUCAGUUAAACAGCAACAGUGAAGUGUUCAAUGAAAAGCAAAAGAAUCUCUUUGCUAUUCUAGAAAAUGCAGAAAAAAGUGCCAAGAGAAAUGCAGAGCCUGAGAGGCAAAUGGAAGUGGAUACUCCGAACAUCCACAAGCAACAGAAGGUGAUGACUAAAAACUUCAAGUCAAAAGAAAGCAUAUUCAAGAGACCAGAAGCACCUAUUACAAGGUGCCUUCCUAGUACCUAUAGCAGGAAUCCAACUAAAUGGACCAAGUACACUCUGAAAGAUGUUAAGGAUGAUGAUAUUUCAAACAGAUCAAAUACAAGAACAGCUUUAUCAUUUCUGAGAGAACUUGAGAAGAGGAACAGCAAUAAUGAUGACAAAAAGUUGGAUGAAUUGCCAGAGAAGAUAACAUUCAAGAAAGCUUCACGUAUCAAGUUCAGUGAUGACACAAAGAGCGAUAUGGAUAAGGACAUAUCCUUCAAAAGCAGUAAAGUAGUUAUGCCAGAGUAUGUAGUUGGACAGAAAUUGAAGAAGAACAAGACUAAUAAAAAACUGCAAGCUGAAACAUCAAAGAACAAUUUGAAACUGGAUCAUUUGCUGCAAGAAGAGGAUGAAGAUGAAUGAGGACAUUGAUUAUUAUUAACUUUUAUAAAGUUUAUUUCAUUAAUUUGGACUGAAAUUCAAUAUUUAUUAAUACAUUAAUAAAUUUAAAAGAAUGCAUUAAAUAAAAUAAUUCAUUAUAAAAUGAAGUGUAGAUAUUUUUCUUGUCUGUAUC
Nicrophorus vespilloides is the source of this 957-nucleotide messenger RNA. RefSeq lists its product as uncharacterized. Lineage: Eukaryota; Metazoa; Arthropoda; Insecta; Coleoptera; Silphidae. The record is from RefSeq and is a predicted model, not a curated record. The transcript has a single exon. The coding region runs from base 162 to 806 and encodes 214 amino acids.